This is a messenger RNA of Nicotiana attenuata, 5903 nucleotides long. Its product is annotated as putative leucine-rich repeat receptor-like serine/threonine-protein kinase At2g24130. Lineage: Eukaryota; Viridiplantae; Streptophyta; Magnoliopsida; Solanales; Solanaceae. Gene Ontology annotation, molecular function: protein binding. The record is from RefSeq and is a predicted model, not a curated record. Gene Ontology annotation, biological process: hormone-mediated signaling pathway. The transcript is spliced from 4 exons. The coding region runs from base 3982 to 4932 and encodes 316 amino acids. Gene Ontology annotation, cellular component: plasma membrane.
AAAUUUUGCUAAUAGCAGCCACAGGUACAAAUACUAAAGCCAAAGAUACUACACCUAACAACUUCGCCCUGCAAAAGCUACUUACAACCUUUUAAGACCCGAUCGAAAAAUCCUCAGAAACCCACAAAACCGAAAACUAUGGAUUUCUCCGACAGCAACAUGUGGCGUGAUCUUUUACUUCAAGCAGUCCUAAUUCUAGCUACAGUUUUCAUGUUCCUUUUCAUGUACAAUAUUCCCCAGAAAUUCUUCUCGAAGCUUCGUCUACGAAACCGAGCCGAUAUGCAAGCCAAGCGCCACUUCGUUCAAGGAGCUCAGCUUCUUUCCCAAGCCAAAUCAUCAUUCGCGAAGGAUCGAUCCGCCGCCGCUUCAUUAGCCAAAUCUGCUGAAGCCGAAGCCGACUUAGCCAUCGCUUUAGACCCGAAAGAUGCCGCAGCUCACAUACUCAAGGCUUUAGCUCUCGAUUUGCAGGGAUUUAAGACGUCAGCUCUUGAUUCGAUUGAUAUCGCGCUUUCGCCGCUCGCCGUGAAGUCGCUGUCGGAGCCGGAGAAAGCGGAUGCUUUGUUUAAGCGAGCCGAGUUGAGACUCGCUGUGAGUCGACGCGGACAAGUUGACUCGGUCGUUGAAGAUUUGACUGAGUCAGUUCGGUUGAAGGGCGAUAAUGUUAAGGCUUUUUGUUUGUUGGGAGAUUGUUAUGAGAAAAAGGGCUUAAAGGAGGAUGCCCAAGAGGUUUAUGAAAAAGCCCUAAAAGUUCAGCCCAAUUUUGCUCCUGCUCGAGAGGCACUUGAUCGAUUGAAUCCGAGUCUUGAACUCUAGUUGUGUUUUACCUUGAAGUUAAGACAAAAAUGCUUGUCCAACAUUUUGAGAAUUAGUUUAUCUUUUUAUUUACGUUCACCAUGAUUGAAAUUCAGAGUUUAUGUAUCAGAAAUACUCAGAGCAAACCAACAAGUGAACAACUAAUAUGAUGAAUAAAAUAUAUUUUGAUCAUUGAGCCUGUAGGCACAAAUUAAAGGUGAUCAACUUAGUUCUUUAUGAUGCUGCAGCCUGCCUAGCUAAUUAAUUUUUAUUAGGCAAAUAGUUUUGGCAGCCUCUGUAAGAUGAUCAUUAACAUUAUUUAGAUUGAUGACUGUAAGAUGAUGAGAAUGGUAAUUGAUCUUUUUUCCAUGUGCUUAAGUGGUAUCUGUAUUGGUGGGAGGAUACAUAUACUUGAUGGAAUAGUGGAGGUGCGCACAGGUUGACACUGCCCUUUAUAGAACCUUUAAUUAAAAGAUGAUGUGAAUAGUUGAUUUUAGAAGUCAGGACCAAAAUUCCAGCAAGGCGGCAGCAUUUGUUGGACAAAGUAAGGAUUGGCCUGCUUGACUUGGCACUAAAAGUCUAAAAAGGUCAUUGUCAUAUCUUUGAAAAACUUGGCAUAUCUUAACGUCUAAAUAUAAAGGUCACUGUUAUAUCUUGGAAAACAGCUAAUGCUCAAUUACUGCUGAAGUACCUAAGGUCUAUGAUCAUCUGGUGACUUCAAAAUCUUUAAUUUGGUGUUGACUCAUGGCUGUAGUGCCUACAUUUAACAGAGGGCAAAUUUAUUGACACUACUAUGGCUGGGGGGUUGUGUCCUAUGCUUCAGCUUCUAGGGACAUGCUGGAUACUGUUGUGCUUGAAUUUCUUGGGUUGCGACGGAAAAUUAAUGGAAGAGGAAAAAAGGGCACUUUUAGAGCUGAGGGACUCCCUUAACUAUCCCAAUGGCUCUGCUUUAAUUAAUGAAUGGGUUGGAGAAGACUAUUGUGCAUGGGCUGGUAUUUUUUGUGGCAGUGAUCCGAACAAUGAUUCACGUGUUCUUGAUAUUUUUCUUACCAAUAAAAGACAACUUGGACUUGGAAUAUGGCAUCCUGUUGACUCGAUUCACACAUCUUCAGUCUCUGUAUGCAUCUGGCAAUGCUAUUGGCAACUGGAUCAUGCCAGAAGCAUUCUGCAAAUUGCACAACCUGAAGGAAUUGGAUCUAAGUUUCAACCCUUUAAAUGGUGAUGCUCUGCCUCAUUUUCAAGUAUGCAGCCUCGCAUCUGUAGGACAGCUGUACCUUUCAGGGGUUUAUCCUAGUUCCUCUUUACCACUUCUCAGAGUGUGUGGACUAAAGAAUAUCCGGAGAUUAGAUCUAAGCAACAAUAAUCUUAUAGAUGAUAGUAUGCCACAUUGCCUAUUCAAUGAUCUUCCAUACCUUGAAAGCUUUGAAUUGUCCAGGAAUAACCUCAAGAAUUCCAAUCACGUUCUAUCAGCUUUAUGUAGACUGUGGAAUCUCAAAAGGUUGGAUUUGAGUUAUAAUUUUCUGGAUGAUGGAAGCGUACCAUCCUGCCUAUUUGAAAAGCACUCGCUGCUCGAAAGUUUAGAUAUUUCACAUAAUAAUAUCAGGGGUUCACCUGGUUUCUUUUCGGGUAAUGCUGAAAUUUUUAGAAUUUCUUUCAAUUCCUUUACUUUCUGUUCAAUGAUGAAAUGGAAUUCACUGAGCAGGCAUCAGCACUAGCAUGUCUUUUCUAUCUAUGAGACAUGGUUCUCUGUCAGGUUUAUGAUCUUCUGAUGAAGUCCUCAAUAGAAAUGUUCUACGCCUGGUUCUAGGAUGAAAAAAUCUUUGACAAAAGUUUCUACUAUGCUUUCCAUUUGUUGUUAUAGAAAUGCAGGGUAAGGUUGCGUACUGUAGACCUUUGUGGUCCGGCCCUUCCCCGGACUCUGCGCAUAGCGGGAGCUUAGUGCACCGGGCUACCCUUUUUUCCAUUUGUUAUUCAUCCAUUGCUAGGGCAACUUUUGGAUUUGAAAAGCCUAGUAAUAUUUUUUUUGUUGAUAAAGAAGCCUAGUGUUAUUGUUUUUCUAAAUAUGCUGUUCUUAUUUUCCCUUGCAAAAAAACUAUUUCUCGUCGAUGACUCUUCCAAUAUUCUGUUUGAAUCAUCAGAAUUGCAGUUAUUUUCAUAUUCUAGCAUGCCCUGAAUUUAAUCAACUUAAUUGGGACAUAUUGGUCUCUAGUGUCAACACUUUUGCUUGUUGAUAUCAUAUUUUAAUUUUGACAGUCUUUCACGCAAAGAGCGUUUUAAUUUCUGAUGUGCCUUUUUGUCUAGUGAAGUUCUGGUCUCGGACUCACAGUCUGCCCAAAAGGUAGAAUCAACAUUUUGCAUCUUUAGUGUGACUGACAAUCCUUUUUUGGUGGAGAAUAUCUACAAAUUUUAGUUCAAUUUCCUGAUUCAAAAGGUUGAAGGUAAAAACCUAAUUGUUGAGUUGAAAACUGACCUGCUCUUUUUUUUCUUUUUGCCCCUUUUGUCAAAAAAGAAAAAAAAAGCAAAAAAAACAAUGUGAUGAUCAGCAAUGUAAUUAAUCUGUCUUUUGCUCUAAAGCGGAUCAAGAACAUUGGACAAAGCUAAUAGUUGGUGUCUUCCUUUGAAUAAUUAUUCUGACAACUUGCUGAAAUUUACUUCUGUCAUGCCAGAAUUUGAGCCAAAAGCUGUAUAUAUUUUCUGCAUAACAAUGUUAAAUUUCUGCUGGAUAUUAACUACUUGUUACGCUUUUCAGGAAUCUGUAAACUUAGGAACCUGCAGGUGUUAAAUCUCCAGGAUAACCUUAUCCAAGGGUGGACUUGAUCCAUGCUUUGGUGGAAUGAGUUCCUUGGUUUCUUUAGAUCUUUCCUUUAAUCAUUUGGAGGGGAGUGUUUCUUCUUCCAUAUUCAGCAACCUGACUUCACUCGAGACCCUCCUUCUUUCAGACAAUCGGUCAACCUUGAAUCCAUUGAUCUUUCAAUUAACGAGUUCAUAGUUGACAGUGAAACUCCAUCUUGGGUCCCAUCUUUUCAACUUGUAUCCCUUAACCUACGAGAUACUAGAUUAAACCAGAAAUAUGGCCACGUAAUUCCAACUUUCACUUCCAAACAACACAAGUUGAAGUCCCUGUCUUUGUCCUAUAAUGCCCUUCAAGGAAACGUUCCGUCCUGGUUGUUGUAUAACAAUACACUUCUUAUGUUGUCUUUGAGAGGCAACCAUCUGUAUGGUGGAAUUCCUGCAUCUUUUCAGUUUCAAGCAUCAAAUCUUCUGAUGCUUGAUGUAUCAGAUAAUUGCUUGGGCCGUACACUUCCCACUAACGUGCUCGAGUUAUUUCCAGACCUACGCUAUCUUAACCUGUCAAAUAACGCCCUUGAAGGCAUCCUUCCUUCAUCUUUUGACCAUCUGUCAAAGUUAGAGGUCCUGGACCUUUCUGACAACUUCCUGUGGGGAAAACUUCCUCCAACUUUAAGGCAAAAUAACACUUCAUUGGCACAUUUAGUUCUUUCAAACAACAACUUUCAUGGGGAGGUUAUGCCCCAAUUUUUGAAUAUGUCAAAUCUUGCAUAUUUACAUCUUCAAAAUGAUGGAUUUAUUGGAGUCCUCCCUGAUGCUAUGUUUAACCUUCCUGUUCUGAAGGUCAUGGACAUUAGUGGGAAUUAUUUGUCAGGAAAUAUUUCAGAUUAUUUUCCUCGGUUUCCACAUCUGGCCAUACUUCUCUUGGCAAGAAACCGAUUUCAUGGGACAAUUCCAUUGUCUUUGUGCCAGAUGCAAAAGCUUCAUAUUUUGGACAUGUCUGCAAAUUUACUCUCUGGGGUUUUACCUUCUUGCCUUGUUAACAUAGCCGCGUGGAUAGAGGAAUCUGAAGUUAUACUCCAUUCCUUUAUGUGGUUAUCACCCUCAUAUACUAACUACAGAGUCAAAGUUCCUUUAACAACCAAGGGCAAUGCACUCUCUUACGAAUGCAUCCCUCUUUCUCAAAUGACUACACUUGAUCUAUCUAUGAACCGUUUUACCGGUGAAAUUCCAUCACAACUGGGAGAACUUGCAGCCCUUCAUUCAUUAAACCUUUCUCACAACAUCCUAUCUAGCCAUAUUCCAGAAUCUUUCAGGAACUUAAUAACUGGAGAGUUUAGAUCUUUCUUAUAACCAGCUAGUGGGAAAAAUCCCUCGUCGGUUGGCUCAACUUGAUUCCCUUUCAACUCUAAAUUUGACUUUCAAUCAUUUAUCAGGAAGAAUCCCGUUCGAAAACAAAUUUGUCACUUUUGCAGCAUCUAGUUAUAGAGGUAACAAGGAACUCUGUGGACUUCCAUUGGAAAAUGAUUGUGUGCUCCCGAGGCCGCCUCAGCAGCAUGAAGAAGAAGAAGAAGAAGAAGAAGAGGAGAAGGAAGGAAUUGGUGAGAGUGACUUCUUUUUCUUCUCAUGCAUUGCUGUUGCUUAUGUUGUGGGAUUUUGGAGUGUCAUUGCUCUUCUUCUUAGUAGGAAUUGGCGCAGGACAUAUUAUGCUAAGGUUGAUACUUGUAUUGAAUUGUGCAAGGAGAAGCUUCAUCUUUUCUAAAUCUUCUUGAUAACUUGUGUUUCUUGACAUCUUUUAUUGUGGGAUAUGAACUUUCAACUUGCUUUGAUGAACACACUGUGGGAUAGUUGCAGUGUUUGGUGAAGAGUUCAUAAGUUUGACGAGAAGUUGACUUCGGUGUUAUCAGACUCCUAUUGUGGUUUAGGAACUUUGGAUAGGUUCAUUUAGUUUAUUGAAACUAGUGUGCAAAGUUUGGUUGUGAUCCGGAAUAUUUAAGGGUGAUUCGGACGCGUUUGGCGAAGUUGGAAUGCUUGAAACUUAAGAAAGAGUUCACAAGCUUGAGAAGAUCGUUUCAAUUCACGAACUUUGGUUAAGAUUGGCAAAUAAUGUUUUCUUUAUUAAGACUGAAACAUCUUGGUAGCUAAAGGAAGAUAUUAUCAACAUUGCCAGUCGGUUAAUUUAGAUAAUUGACAUUAUUUAAAAAAUUGAAAGUUUCGCGUCUAUUUUUAAAUUCAUAGACGACAAUGUCUUGCAGUUGAAAACUGAAACUUAAAUUUUCUGUAACCCAUAGUUCAAAAGCAUACUAAAAUUUGUUUCGAUCUUA